Botrytis deweyae is the source of this 468-nucleotide messenger RNA. RefSeq lists its product as uncharacterized. The record is from RefSeq and is a predicted model, not a curated record. The transcript is spliced from 3 exons. Lineage: Eukaryota; Fungi; Ascomycota; Leotiomycetes; Helotiales; Sclerotiniaceae. The coding region runs from base 1 to 468 and encodes 155 amino acids.
AUGUCUAGUAUAAAGGUUGGGAAAUUCGGUCGUCACGGCUACGAUACAUCAGUUCUACAAAUUGUUAACCCCUGGUUAGGAUGGACUUUGAUCACCGAGAACUGGCUCUCGACUGUCACACUCGGCAUAGCCAAACUCACUUUCCUAUUGUUCUAUCUCACUUUGUUCUCACCCAACCGCAUCCUGCGAUACAUGAUAUACUUUGGAAUGGUUGUCACAAUUCUUGUUUUCCUUGGCUUCACUCUAGCUCAGACCAUUCUUCUCGUACCUCAUCCAGGUGAAAACUGGCUAGAAAUGUAUCAAGACCCUCGAGAGAUGGCAGUUUUAAAAAUUAGUGUUCCAAUCUCAGUGACAAGUUUCAUUGUUGAUAUUUAUACCUUCAUCAUACCAAUUGCAGGAGUCUCGGGACUGAAGUUAAGUCCAAAGAGGAAGAUUGGAGUUCUCAUAGUUUUUAUUACGGGACUAUGA